Molecule: messenger RNA, 1047 nt
Organism: Lachancea sp. 'fantastica'
Lineage: Eukaryota; Fungi; Ascomycota; Saccharomycetes; Saccharomycetales; Saccharomycetaceae
Source: the annotation of a GenBank genome assembly
AUGAGUUUCCCGAUCUUGGCCAACAAGGGCAUUUCAGAGGCCGUUGGUAGCACACCAUUGAUAAAACUGAACAAACUAUCCAGAGAGAUUGGUCGGAACAUUUACGGCAAAGCCGAGUUCCAAAACCCUGGAGGCUCUGUCAAGGACCGUGCCGCACUGUAUUUGAUAGAACAGGCUGAAAAUAAUGGCCAAUUGGAUCCAACUCGUCCUGCCACCAUUGUGGAAGGAUCUGCAGGCAACACAGCAAUCGGAUUGGCACAUAUAGCCAGAUCCAAGGGCUACAAAUCAAUAUUCUACAUGCCAAAUACUCAAUCAGCAUCGAAAAUCAAUCUUUUGAAAUACUUGGGUGCAGAGGUUCAUGCUGUGCCCGUUUGUCCCAUCACAGACCCAUUGAAUUUCAAUAACAGGGCCAGAGACCAUGCCAAACGUCUUGAUAACGCUAUCUGGACCGAUCAGUUUGAUAAUCCAGCUAACUGGAAAUCGCAUUACGAAACAACUGGGCCCGAGAUCUUAAAACAGCUCGAAAGUGCUGGACUAUCUUGCGACGCCUUCACAUGUUCCACUGGUACCGGUGGCACUUUUACCGGUGUUGCUAAAUAUCUGAAGGAAGCCACCAAUAAUCGUAGCCAAGUGAUUGUUGCUGAUCCACCGGGUUCCGUUAUCUACUCCUUCGUCAAGACGGGUGAAAUGAACCGUGAGGGUUCUUCGUUUACAGAGGGUAUUGGCCAAGGCCGCAUAACCAAAAACCUGCAAGCAUCGAUUGAUAUUGUCGACGACGCCAUAUUCGUUCCUGACGAAGAAAGUAUAGUCAUGCUCUUCAGACUUUUGGACGAAGAAGGACUUUUCGUGGGCGGAACCAGUGCUUUGAACGUAGUGGCAGCCGCCAUGGCAGCAAAGAAGUUACCAGAAGGUAGCAACGUUGUUACCAUUUUGUGCGAUAGCGGUCAUAAGUACGCAGACAGAGUCUUUUCCAAGAAAUGGCUAAAGGAAAAGAAGUUAUACAAUAUCAUUCCAGAGUCCUUGAAAAAGUAUGCUACUCUUGAAUGA